AUGGUUGAUUCCGUUGCAACAAUUGCACUUGAAACACUUCGGGACUUAUUGAUUGAGGAAGCAAAGUUUCUAUCGAGUGUGGGCGGUGAGGUUGAGGAAGUCCGUAGGCAGCUCAACAUCAUGCACUGUUUCUUGAAGGAUGCUGAUAGGAGGCAAGAUCGGUACAAUUCACAGACAGUCCAAAGAGACAGAAAAUGUCUCCUAGUUUUGGAUGACGUUUGGGAAGUUGAUCACUGGAAUUGCUUAUGGCGUGCCUUUCCCAUUGCAGAGGCAGAUAGCAAAGUUUUGCUCACAAUCAGAAAUCAAAACAUUGCUUCCAGAGGAUACGUCCACAAUCUCAAGUGUUUGGAUGAAGAUGAAGGAUGGGAGCUCCUUCAAAAGAUAGCAUUCCCGAACAACUAUUCACAAGGUUAG
Sesamum indicum (sesame) is the source of this 414-nucleotide messenger RNA. The record is from RefSeq and is a predicted model, not a curated record. NCBI's taxonomy places the organism in Eukaryota, Viridiplantae, Streptophyta, Magnoliopsida, Lamiales, Pedaliaceae.